This is a messenger RNA of Cladocopium goreaui, 1873 nucleotides long. The record is from the annotation of a GenBank genome assembly. NCBI's taxonomy places the organism in Eukaryota, Dinophyceae, Suessiales, Symbiodiniaceae.
GGAACUCGAUGCCAGAGCCUGUUCAUGACAUUGCGCAGGAAGUCCGGGAUGUUGCAGUCACAGCAUCUACUCUGACCAAGGAUGCCGAGAAAGAGUUUGGUCGCUUGCUGGCAAAGCUUCCACAAAAUGAGAGGGCGCUUGCAGCUACCGACGGCUUGAUUGGUCUUUUGGCUGAACCGCUGUCCUACGACUUCACCAGAUUGCUUCUCAAUUCAGUUCGAGCCCAAGCCGUGGAUGAUGUCUUGGAGCUCGGAGGACUUCAAAAGCAACUUCCAGACAAUCUGAGAAGUCUUCCAGCAUUUUGCUCCGUGGCAAAUGCGCGUACAGUCUAUGAGCCUGCGGUGGACAAGAGGGUGGAGUUCCUCCUAGAGUUGGAUGCAGAUGUCAAUUGCGAAGGUCGGCCGCAACGACCCCUCAUGUGCUGUGCGAUGAACGGUUGGGUCCGAACCGCGCGUCGUCUGCUGGCUGCAAAGGCCGAUGUGCUACUGUGUGAUGCGUCCGGAUCUGCUGCCCUUCAUUAUGCGUCAAUUCACCAUGAGGCUGAAAUGUGCGCCCUUCUGCUUGCAGCACGGGCUGAUCCAAGCAAAAAGGAUGGAUAUGGCAGAAGUGCAUGGGACAUCGUGAAGACGGUGAAGAGCUGCUGCUUGCCCCAAAUGCACCAAUUGCCAGCCUCCAUUCCCGAGGUGCUUCAAGCGCCGCUUUGCAGCUGGAACAUCUUACAGUUGGAGGCUCGCUCACUGACUCAGCAAAGGUUCAUUGAAGACUUCGUGGCAUUGAAACGGCCUGUCCUUAUAAAGCGUGGUGGCAGGACCUUUCAGAGCGUUUGCUCGGAGGACUGCUGCAGGUCCGGUUUCUCGUGGCAGAGGGAAGACCUUUUGCGGCAUGCCAGUGAAGCAAGAGCAAUGGCAUCAGAGAUUCCAUAUGGGUCUGACUUUGGGGUGGACCCGUCGGUGGAGCAACCGGUGACCCUGCAAGAGUUCCUGUCUGCACCAAGCGUGAAGCGUCGAAGGUCAACUACUGGCUUGGGGAUACAUGAGCCACAACAGAAGAAGCGCAUGUACUUCUUUGUGGCUGUUGACGAUGAGGCCCAACCACAACUCAGCAAAUUGUUUUCAAAGGCUUUGCACUUGGUGGUGGGUGGACCCUUGACAUUUCCUUGUUUUGACGUUUCAUCGGGCCCAUCCGGCUCCCCAUUCCGCAUCACAACACUUCAAUUCGCUGUCGGUGAAGAAGGCAGUGGCUCGCCAAUGCACUUUCACCAAGACGCUGUCAACUUGCUACUCAGUGGGAAGAAGCGAUGGUGGUUGCAACCUCCAAGCCUUGCAGCCAUGUCUCGGCUUCAUCCAUUAGAUGUCCAGAGAUGCGAUGGAGAGGCUUUGCAAUGCUAUGACACUGCCUGUGUCCUAGAGCAAGAAGUUGGAGAUGUUAUGUAUGUACCGGACAUGUGGGGUCAUGCUAUCCUGAAUUUGGAGCCGCACACCGUUUGCGCAGCAGCAGAAUUUGCGUGAGGUUAUUUUGGAGUUUCAAUGAGCCUCAUGCCGAUUGUGUAAGGAUGCUCUUUAUACUGAUGGCUGUCCAGCUUUACAUUAUGUAUAUUAUGCAAGGUGGCAAGGAACCUGGCGAGGCCCACAGACAACUGCCCUUCCUGACAAGUGUGGUGAUUGUGAAGCAAGCGAUCGCGCUUGCCGCGGUGCGGUCAUAUCGUGAUGCGAAUCGCAUUGAUCCGUGCAGCCCAUGAUAUGCCAUACGUAUGGAGCCAUAAAUAUGGAUGUGUUUCAAGCAGCAUAGCCUUGGCACAAUCAAAAUUCAAAGAAACCCCAAUCAAUCCGUAGAUUUGUCGCUUGGAAUGAAGACAUGCCACAGGAGCGGCAAA